Molecule: messenger RNA, 2574 nt
Organism: Lolium perenne
Lineage: Eukaryota; Viridiplantae; Streptophyta; Magnoliopsida; Poales; Poaceae
Source: RefSeq, a predicted model, not a curated record
AUGGCGUCCACGGUUCAUAAGACGGCGUCUACGCACAAGUCGGCGGUGGUCCGAGGCACGCACGAGUUCCAUAUCGUCGGCUGCAGCGGCCGCAAGCGCUUCGCCAGUGUGGGCGUCACCAGCGUCACCUCCAUCAAGUCCGGCUCCUUCCUGGCCGGCGGACACACCUGGGCCCUCGCCUGCGGCUUCGACCAUGAAGGUCACCUCGCGACCAUCACACUCGAGCUUCUCGGCAUCGGCGCCAAGGACGGCGCCAAGGACGUCGUUGCCACUGCGGGCAUCAGGAUCGAGGACCCGCUUGGUGAUUGGCCGCCCGCCGUGUGGCGAAGCCAGGACGCCAUGAUAUUCCAAGCGAAUAGAACCUGGGAGCUGUCCGUUCCAGAAGAUUACCAUGGCCAUGAAUCCCGCUACGUGAGAGACGACAGGCUCAGCGUCCAAUGCACCGUCGACGUCUUGGAGGAGUACUCACCCGAAGCUGCUGUGGAGACUAGGAACUGUUUCGUCUGCGUGGUGCCGCCGCCGACCAUUGCUCAGGAUCUCCACAAACUUCUACUUGCCGAUGAGUCGGGCUAUGAGGAGAGGAGGCGACGUUGCAUGGAGCCAGAUGUGAUAUUCGUCGUGGAGGAGACCGAGAUCCAGGCGCAUAAGCUGGUGCUCGCGAUGCGAUCAUCGGUCUUCGCCGCGGAGUUCCGGUGGCACACGAACGGGACGCGCCUCAGCAUCGAUGACAUUAGCGCAUCCACCUUCAGGGCUAUGCUCCGCUUCAUCUACACGGACGAGCUUCCCAUUAAAGCAAGCAAUACAGCGGCCCAGCCCCAGCGUGCGUGCAAAGAGAAGUAUGCAUCGAAGCGGUGUGGAUCCAUGGCACGCGACCUGCUCGUGGCCGCGGAUCGGUACGACCUGGAGAGGCUGAGGCUCAUGUGCCACAACAUAUUAGCAGAGAGCAUUGACACCUCGACUGUCAUGGGGACAUUGUUGCUGGUGCGUGGCCGUCACAGCUGCCGUGAACUCGAGGAUUCCUGCAUCGAGUACAUAGCAUCUCACCCCGAGGUAUACGCCGGUGUGAUGGCGACGGAGGAGUGCCAGGAGCUCAAGAAAAGCUGCAGCCCUUUGAUUAUCGAGAUCAUGGAAAGAGUAGCCACGCACAACCACAACCGCAACGGGGCCUUCGAGUCCUCCUCCACGCCGGGCAGGCUUCUGGAAAAGAGCUGGUCAAUGUAUAGUGCGUCAGAGGAGGUACACGGCGUCCACGAGUUCAGGAUCCAUAACUUUUGCCACGUCAUGAGGAGCCUUGGUGUUUACCAAACGAUCUGUUCGGGCAGUUUUCAGGUCAGCAAUUACGAUUGGAUGUUGGAGAUGUACCCAUCAGAAGAGCGCCAAGGGAGUAUCUGUAUGGACCUCAGGCUGUUGAGUUACCCACCAGCCGAUGGUAUCAAGGUGAACGAGAACUAUCUGGUCUACGACCCAAGUGCAAAGGCUCCUGUGAAUGUGAUAAAAGAUGCAGUUGUCCCCACCACAUAUACCCAAAAGGAUGAAGCCUGGGGAUACGAAAACUUUAUUACAUUUGAAUCCGCAAAAUCGCAGUACCUAGCACAUGAUGGUUCCUUAACCAUAUAUGCUAAUAUUGCCAUCACCAAAGAGCAGCCAUACACUAGCUCGAGCAUCCCGACCACGGGGGCCACGGUCAUUGUGCCAUCGUCAAGCAUCGCCUUGCAACUCCAACAACUAAUGGUGAGCGAGCAGGGGGCGGACGUGCGGUUUCUUGUCGAGGGUAGCGAGAUUCACGCGCAUGGUCUUGUUAUUGCUGCGCGAUCGCCAAUCCUAUUUGAAGCGGUGGCGGCGGCAGCGGACAACAACGAUAAUCUCCGUGUUGUAUCCAUUAAUGGCAUCAAGGCAACUGUCUUCAAGGCUGUGCUCCACUUUGUCUACACCGAUGAACUGCCGACCUUUUGUAGCACGGUGAUUGCAGAAGAUGUGCUGGCCGCGGCAUGCCGGCUUGGCCUCGAUAGGAUGAAAAUCAUUUGCGAAAACAUUUUGGCCGAGAAAAUCUCGCAAGACAAUGCGUUCGACAUACUGAUGGUGGCGCGCAGUCACCACUGUUCCAAACUCGAGGAUUACUGCUUGGAUUUCAUUUUGUCGGUUCCACCCUUGGCCAAGGACGUGAUGAAAACGGCCAAGGACCGCUUCCCCUGUAUUGACGCAGAGCGACGAGGCCCCUGCGUGAAGCGUGCCUUAGAUUCUGUUGACCCGGAUCCUUUCAUCCGUUGGCAGGACCUGAAGAUGGGCAAGACCAAAGCUUCGCACCUCGGCAGGUCCGUACCGGAACCAUCCGGUUCCUCGGACGACCUGACCUUGCUCGAGAUCCACGAGCACGCGCCGCCCCUGCAGGCCGAGGUCGGUCCCGAGUUCGUGGACAAGCUCAUGGCCCGGGGCCAGAAGAACAAGAUGCCGGCAUCUGACGCCGGUUCUAGCCAGGCACCUCCCUCGAAGCGCUUCCGGACGGAGCCUUUGGCGGGGAAAGAGGCAUGCGUUAGGCGCUACAAGCGCAAACAGAUGCCGACCUCCUCUGGGUAA